Messenger RNA from Culex pipiens pallens (northern house mosquito), 2721 nucleotides. RefSeq lists its product as uncharacterized. Gene Ontology annotation, molecular function: nucleic acid binding; zinc ion binding. The transcript is spliced from 3 exons. The record is from RefSeq and is a predicted model, not a curated record. Lineage: Eukaryota; Metazoa; Arthropoda; Insecta; Diptera; Culicidae. The coding region runs from base 974 to 2101 and encodes 375 amino acids.
UUGGGCCAAACAACUGUACUAAAAAUGUAACACUAAUACACUCACAAAGAAAAUGAAUAAAACGACAUCGCGACGGUUGUCGCGCUCUCUUUCGCUGUUCACCAGUGCAACAUACAAGACGUGCGUUAUUCUUUCAUCUCGACUUGCAUCCGAUCUCUCCCCACCUAGCGUACGUUUUAGUGGCGACGGGGAUCAAGGAUUUUUUUUUUCUCCGGUGAAAAAGUAGUGAUUUUGGUAAUUUUCAUCGCGUUUCGCGGUACGCGUUUUGCGUUUUUAUAACUCCAAAUCAUUUACGGCUUUGCCGAGGCAAAGAAGUUCUUUUGUGAGAGUACGGGGCGAAUUUCGCGGCAGUGUGCUUCAGUGGUGAUCGGCUCGAGUCUACCAAGCAAGCGGCCAUUUUGAAGCUUCUUCGGAGGGCGUCGGUGGAGCGAAUUCCGUACGAGAAAUCCGGCUGAUCACGGUUCCGGAGUGGACGCAGUAGGCUGUGGCUGUUGGAAUCUGGGAGGAGAAUCGUUAGCGGCAAGUAGCAGAAGCGGAGGUCGGCAAUUUUGGCAAAAUCUAUCGGCGUUGGCUGGCGUCGGCGUGGAUAGGACAAAGGCUGCCACGCGGUACGAUUCUUUUGUUUGAGCUGUUUCUUAAGUGCGGUGAAUUUGCCGAAGGUUUGUGAAGGUGCUUAUUGGCGGCGGAGGACGUUCACGUUCUGUCUGCUGAACUUCCGGGUGAAAUCCUCGGUGCUUUUCAACAAGGUCGGAGUUCUGGUAUAGGAGAGCCGGAAUUCUGGUAAAGUGCGUCGGCUUUUCUGCUGUCAGAACGACGGUGCUUCAGCCCAGGAGCAAAGGUUUGGUAACCUUGGUGGUGAGUUUUUAAGCAGACUUUUUUGAAAACUAUUAGAGCCUAAUUUGGCCAUUUUUGGUGUUUUCUUUUCUUUUAUUUUUGAUCUUUUGUUUAAAAAAGUGGUUCUAAAUAGAACAAGAUGAGCAUUGCUUCCACAAUUGAGCAGUACCGAAAGGGUUCGUCCUUCGGUGACUGGGCUGAAAGAUUAGAAUACAAUUUUAAAGCCAACAAGUAUACCGACGACUUGAUGAAAACUCACUUUAUGAAUUUAUGUGGUUCAUACUUAUACUCUGAACUGAAAACUAUUUACAAAAAAUCUGAUCUCGAUAAAGCAACCUAUACAGAAUUAGUUGAAAAACUCAAACAAAAACUGGAUAAGACUGAACCGGACCUGGUUCAGCGGUUCCGUUUCAGCAAGAGGAUUCAGCAUCCUGACGAAACCGCUGAAGAGUUUGUCCAGGCGGUCAAACUCCAGGCCGAGUUUUGCAAUUUUGGGGAGUUUCGCGAUAAUGCAAUUUUAGAUCGGGUUUUAGUGGGUUUAACUGACGAUGACUUAAAAGAGCAACUUUUGAAAGAGGAGAAAUUGACGAUUGCUAAAAUGGACAAAUAUAUUACUACAUGGAAUAUAGCUAAAUCAAAUGUACACGCAAUCAACGCACGAACACACACACCACCAGGGAACAUCAAUCAAAUUAGAAGGCCAGUUCGGGAGCGACUUGGCUUUAACCCAUACAAUAAUAGACAGAACUCGCAAUAUCGAAAUAAUUACAAUAGAACAAAUAACUACAAUAGACAGGAACAUUUUAACAAUCAGCAACGUGCACACAUUUCACCACGAGCUCACAAUUCUCAGCGUACUGUUCGAUUUCAACACAGCAACAGAAAUUUUAAUCGAAAUGCUAAUUACAACAACAAUAACAAUGGUUACAAUGGGGGAAACAAUAACUUCAGAUACAGGACGGACUAUUCCCGCAUGACGUGUGAUCACUGUGGUCAGUUGGGUCACAUCAAGCGGAAGUGCUUCAGGCUGAGGAACCAGAGAAGGGAAGCGGUAAACUUUGUUACUGAGGACAGAGCGGGACCUUCAGGUAGACAGUCAGCUGGACCUUCAGGUGGAUCGUCUGCUGAGACUGGUGCGGAGAGACAGCUGUCUAACAUGAUGGGGCGGCUGAGCACUGGUGGGAAUGUUGAUCUCGACACAUCUGAUACUGACUGUGAGGAGUGGAAUGCAGGUGUUGGCUGGAAGCGGGGAAAUCCUCGCUCAUAGAGAUCAGCUGCGACCAUACCGGGCUCGUGAGGAAGCGAGGACAAAUAUCCUAAUUCCGACGGCAUCCGGUGCAAACAUGAACCUGGAGCAACCAGCGACGCUGAGAGCGUCCGGAAGCGCAGACGAGGAUGGAGAUUUCCGUGGAUACUCGAACGCCGAGCUGGCUAGGGCCAGAAAAAGAAAAGUCGAUGCGGCUCAAUUGCCGGAAGUGUGCUUGAGACGGUCAAAACGUUUGCGUAAACCUAAACAGGAUUUCGAAUUUAAAUAUGUUUAAUUUUGUUAUUUUUUUAUGUCGUUGAAUUGCGAUUUCGGAUUUAUAUAGAGAAAUGUAUUUUGAUCAGAAUUAAAAUGAAUUGAUUUUGUUAACAUUAGAAGUGAAUUCUUUUACUUUGGAAACAGUGAAUUGUAAAAUAUUUUUAGUUUAAUCUUAGACUAUAGAAACAACUUCCGAAAGGGGAAGGAGUUGUUGCAUACGGGCCUUGGGCCAAACAACUGUACUAAAAAUGUAACACUAAUACACUCACAAAGAAAAUGAAUAAAACGACAUCGCGACGGUUGUCGCGCUCUCUUUCGCUGUUCACCAGUGCAACAUACAAGACGUGCGUUAUUCUUUCAUCUCG